AGACCCCCAGAGACAGACUGAGACAGACUGAGAGUCCUCUAGACGGCCCUAGUCAGUUAGUUAGUUAGUUAGUUAUUAGUUAGUUAGUUAGUGUGAUAAACUCCAUUAAACUACCUGGUUUACAGAAGAACAAGGAGGAUCCUGAAGGUGAGCUCACCUGUCAUCAUCAUGGCCCAGGAGACCAAUCAGAGCCCGGUUCCUAUGCUCUGUGCUAACGGCUGUGGUUUCUAUGGCAACCCCAGGACCAAUGGCAUGUGCUCUGUGUGCCACAAGGAGCACCUGUCCAGACAGAACAAUGGAGGAGUCAGCACUCUGAGUGCUGUGGCCAGGAGCCCCUCCCCCUCCCCCGAGGCCAUCCAGAGGUUAGAGGUCAGCCUGAAUAACGCCGCUGCUGCCGCCGCCGCCAGCCACCAAGCUCUCAGUGGCAUCUCCAAGUCAGUAACUCAGCAGAUGACUGAGAUGAGUCUGUCCUGUGAGGAGGAAGGAGCUUCAGCCAGCAGAGAGGAGGAGGAGGAGGAGGAGCUCUCACAGCCAGUGUUGACCCAGCCCACCUCCUCAGCCUCUCGUCCCUCCACUGCUGGCGGUGAAGAGUCCAGGACCCCCGAAGCCCCAAAACCCAAGAAGAACCGCUGCUUCAUGUGCCGUAAGAAGGUCGGCCUGACAGGUUUCGAGUGCCGCUGUGGGAGCCUGUUUUGUGGACUCCACCGUUACUCGGACCAACAUAACUGUCCGUACGACUACAGAGCUGAAGCUGCUGAUAAGAUCCGUAAAGAAAACCCGCUGGUGGUCGCCGACAAGAUCCAGAGAAUAUGAAGAGACUGUUGAACACUGGGAGCCUUUAAAGGAAGAAGAACAGAAAGGACUCGAGGCUCCUGAAGGACCUGAAGGACCUGUUAACCUUCGUUUGUUACACGUUCAGGACUUCCUGCUGCAUGAACGUUUUAUUUCAGCUUUUAUUCUAGUUUCUGUGAUUUAACAGGUUGUGAGGAAGCAGAAGAGACGAUGAAGAUGAUGAAGAUGUUUUAGUAGAAGAUGCUGCAGGCUGCUGCUGACCCUCCACAGUGACCUUUGACCCCUUAGAGCUGGACGUCCUGCUUCUGACCCUCCACAUGACCUUUGACCCCUUAGAGCUGGACGUCCUGCUUCUGACCCUCCACGGUGACCUUUGACCCCUUAGAGCUGGACGUCCUGCUUCUGGCCCUCCA
This is a messenger RNA of Centropristis striata (black sea bass), 1205 nucleotides long. Its product is annotated as AN1-type zinc finger protein 5-like. Bases 169 to 813 code for a protein of 214 amino acids. Lineage: Eukaryota; Metazoa; Chordata; Actinopteri; Perciformes; Serranidae. Gene Ontology annotation, molecular function: zinc ion binding; DNA binding. The transcript has 7 exons. The record is from RefSeq and is a predicted model, not a curated record.